Molecule: messenger RNA, 927 nt
Organism: Haliaeetus leucocephalus (bald eagle)
Lineage: Eukaryota; Metazoa; Chordata; Aves; Accipitriformes; Accipitridae
Gene: AMT
Product: aminomethyltransferase
Exons: 6
Coding region: 230-883 (217 amino acids)
Cellular component (GO): mitochondrion
Molecular function (GO): protein binding
Source: RefSeq, a predicted model, not a curated record
CGUCCCGCAGGGCACCUUGACGCUGCUCACCAACGAGAGGGGCGGCAUCGUGGACGACCUCAUCGUCACCAACGCGUUGGAAGAUUACCUCUACGUGGUGUCCAACGCCGGCUGCGCCGAGAAGGACUUGGCCAUCUUGAGGGGCAGAGCGGCAGAGCUGCGGGCCGCUGGCGGUGAUGUCCACCUGGAGGUGUCAGACAACGCGCUGCUGGCCCUGCAAGGUCCCUCCAUGGCACGGGUGCUGCAGGCGGGGCUGUCGGAUGACCUGGCCAAGCUGUCCUUCAUGAACAGCGUCACCACGACGGUCUUCGGCGUGCCGGACUGCCGGGUCACACGCUGCGGCUACACCGGCGAGGAUGGCGUAGAGAUCUCGGUGCCCGCAGGGCGGGCGGUGGAGCUGGCUGAGCGGCUGCUGGGUGUCCCCGAGGUGUGGCCGGCGGGGCUGGCGGCCAGGGACAGCCUGCGCCUGGAGGCCGGGCUCUGCCUCUACGGCAACGACAUCGACGAGACCACCACGCCUGUCGAGGCCGGGCUGCUGUGGACCUUGGGGAAGCGCCGGCGUGUGGCCAUGGACUUCCCCGGUGCGGCCAUCAUCAUGGCGCAAGUGAAAGAGAAGCCGAAGCGCAAGCGCGUGGGGCUGACGUCGGUGGGACCCCCCAUCCGUCCCCACACGGCCAUCCUGGGCGCCGAGGGCACGCCCGUGGGCACGGUGACCAGCGGCUGCCCCUCGCCCUCCCUGGGCAAGAACAUCGCCAUGGGCUACGUGGAGGCGGCGCACAGCCGGGCCGGCACCGCGCUCACCGUCGAAGUGCGGAAGAAGCAGCACCCGGCCCUUGUCACCAAGAUGCCCUUCGUGCCCACCCAGUACUACAUGGCCAAGUAGGGCCAGCCCCCGCCACCCUGGCCCCAAUAAACGCCCCUGCCCCG